CGCAAAUGUUUCCUCAUGACGAAGUUAUCACUAUUAAAUACAAACACGGUUAUCUCAGGCCAAUAUUGAAGAACAAGCUGUUCCCGAUGACGCGGAAUAAUCGUACCCAGAAGAAGUUCCAACACGUGUUGCAGCUCCAAGGAGAACUGUUUAGUCAUGUGUUAUUGUUGGUGACAGUGGUGACAACUGCAGGUAAUGCUCAGGCCAAAAAAUUCAACGAAGACAUUUACUGGAAAAUGGUGGAAAACAAAUCUCUUCAACUCCUUAACAAUGAGUUGCUCAACUUACACAUCGUGGCCAAUGAAGAACCUAUUUUCACUGCCUGUGGAUUAUUUUCAUUUGAUAACUCCCUGAUAUGUUCGGUAAUAUCUCAGAUAACGACAUACCUGGUAAUUAUCCUUCAGGUCGCAAAAAGUAGUGGGACGACAGUUGAACCGCCCAUGAAUGCAAAAUCUUCAUAAUAAUUGGAACUAAAGAUCACAGGAUCAAAUUAAAACCAAAAGGAAAGGAUAUUAUUGUCGAGAAUGAUUUCCGGAUGUAUUUAUCAAAACGUAGAACUAGGAUUAAUGUUUCAAUAGUUAUAUUUCAUAUUUUUGACCAUACUAUAUUUUCUAUGUUUACCAAGUUUAAUCCCAUAAUUGUACAUAGAAUAUAUUUUGCAAUAUUUUUUUUAACUUAAGGAACUAAAAAUUAAUCAAUGGAAUCAGGAGUGCCGUAAUAUCUUUUAAGAAAAUGUAUAAAAUCAAUUCAAUCCUCAGGACCCUACUCAAUGUUCGGCAGAACUUAUAUCAAGAUCAAAGAUAACAGCAGUAUUGCAAGUAGCAGCAGUGGUGAUGAUAGUGACAUGCACAGAUUUGCCAGUAUAAUUCUAUUGUAUAUGUUUUGUUUUAAAUAUAUGAUUUAUUUAGGUUAAUAAAUAAUCUAUUAUCA
Nezara viridula (southern green stink bug) is the source of this 930-nucleotide messenger RNA. The record is from the annotation of a GenBank genome assembly. NCBI's taxonomy places the organism in Eukaryota, Metazoa, Arthropoda, Insecta, Hemiptera, Pentatomidae.